AUGGCCAGUGAACGAGUGAAGGCUGCCGCUAUUGCCAAGGCAAAAGCGCUGGGCGCGACGAAGAAACGGAGAAAGGGGCAGGAUUUGCAGCCUAUUGUUACCAAUAAUGGCGGGACGACGUAUUCUACUGAUCCGUUUGGAAGCACAGAGCCAUCACCUUAUUCCGUCAUCUCACCGCUGGAUCACACCAAGGCGACAUUCUAUCAUACCCAUAGCCAUUCCAACCAGCACCACAACCGCGCGCCCGAGUACUCCUCAGAUGAAGAUGAAGGCGUCUCCGGCGACGAGGAAGAUCUCGAGGAUUACAAGAAGGGCGGAUAUCACCCGGUACAGAUUGGAGAGACAUACCGUGACGGGCGGUAUACCGUCGUUCGCAAAUUGGGAUGGGGACACUUCUCGACAGUGUGGUUGUGUCACGACAAGACGUACGAUCGACACGUCGCGCUGAAGGUCGUCAGGUCUGCGGAGCACUAUACGGAGACGGCGAUCGAUGAGAUCAAGUUGUUGAACAGGAUCGUGGAGUCGAACCCGGAUCACCCCGGACGGGCGCAUGUAGUCUCGCUAUUGGAUCAUUUCGAGCAUCGUGGACCUAACGGAACGCAUAUUUGCAUGGUUUUUGAGGUGCUAGGCGAGAACUUGCUUGGACUGAUAAAGCGUUACAACCACCGCGGUGUCCCUACUCAUCUUGUCAAGCAGAUCACGAAGCAAGUCUUACUCGGUCUCGACUACCUUCAUCGUGAAUGCGGUGUCAUUCACACCGACUUGAAGCCAGAGAACGUCUUGAUCGCCAUCGAGGACGUAGAGCGCGUCACGAGAAUGAUCAUGAGCGAGUCUGAGAAGGAAAAGGGAAGAUUAGGAAGGGGAGCGCCCCCGGGCGCGGAUGGAAGGAGACAGAGACCAAAGAGGGUGAUUACUGGAAGUCGACCGUUGCCUAGUCCGGCACUCUCUACGCCUCCAUCGGGGUUCCCAGGGAGUGGGUUUACGAGUGCAACCAGUGAUUUGGAGGAGUCGAGGUCGAAUAGCCAGAUGGUGGCGGAGAGGAAGAGGCAAGCUUCUGAUGCGGUGUCGUUGAACGUGCCGGAGCACCAUGUGCGAGAACAGACAGCGGAUGCACUCGAACGCGAAGUCUCAGAGAUAUCCCUGGAUCGCAACUCCGGCUCCAAUGACAUUGUUCGCAGCCCCACGUCAGCAUCCGCUGACCCAGAAUUCAUCACCGUCAAGAUUGCAGAUCUCGGUAAUGCAUGCUGGACGCACCAUCAUUUUACGAACGAUAUCCAAACGAGGCAGUAUAGGUCGCCCGAGGUUAUUUUGGGAUCGAAGUGGGGUGCGAGUACGGACAUGUGGAGUAUGGCGUGUAUGACGUUCGAGCUCGAGACUGGUGAUUAUUUGUUUGACCCACAGGAAGGGUCGAAGAAGUACAGGAAAGACGACGACCACGUCGCUCAAAUCAUUGAGCUUCUCGGCAGGCUGCCACGACACAUCGCACUAGCCGGCAAGUACUCAAAGGAAAUCUUCAACCAAAAAGGAGAGCUCCGCAAGAUUCACAAACUGAAACACUGGGAACUCUCCGACGUUCUCGGCGACAAAUAUCAUUUCACGAAGGAGCAGGCGGAGGAGUUUGCGAGCUUUCUGUUGCCGAUGUUGGAGAUUAAUCCGGAGCGGAGGGCUGAUGCUGGAGGAAUGAGUAAUCAUCCGUGGUUGAGGGAUGCAAAGGCUAUGGAGGGGAAGAACGUGGAUGUGCCGCUUGGGUCUUGCGGACAGAAUAUUCCGGGAUGGACGGGAGAGGUUAAAUCGAGUUCGAGGCGUUGA
Messenger RNA from Saitoella complicata NRRL Y-17804, 1809 nucleotides. RefSeq names its product kinase-like protein. The record is from RefSeq and is a predicted model, not a curated record. NCBI's taxonomy places the organism in Eukaryota, Fungi, Ascomycota, Saitoellomycetes, Saitoellales, Saitoellaceae. Bases 1 to 1809 code for a protein of 602 amino acids. Gene Ontology annotation, molecular function: ATP binding; protein kinase activity. The transcript is spliced from 2 exons. Gene Ontology annotation, biological process: regulation of mRNA processing; protein phosphorylation; spliceosomal complex assembly.